This is a messenger RNA of Fomitiporia mediterranea MF3/22, 956 nucleotides long. RefSeq lists its product as uncharacterized. Gene Ontology annotation, molecular function: structural constituent of ribosome. The transcript has 2 exons. Gene Ontology annotation, cellular component: mitochondrial small ribosomal subunit. Bases 1 to 855 code for a protein of 284 amino acids. The record is from RefSeq and is a predicted model, not a curated record. Lineage: Eukaryota; Fungi; Basidiomycota; Agaricomycetes; Hymenochaetales; Hymenochaetaceae.
AUGGUACGGCGCGUCGCUACACAAGUACACAAGCAAGUUGCUCGUCUUGCACGUACGGGCUACAUCCAACAAGAACCACUGUGGUACAGAGCUGUCCUUGAACAUCCUCCUCUCCCUCUUCCACCUCGUUCUCCUCCAAUUCGCCUUCCGUCCGUUGCAGGCGCGAAACCAUAUGACCUGCCUUCGACUGCUAGCACUUCGACUGCGACUGCGGAUCUGAGAAAACCGCCCAAAGUAAAGACACAACCCAUCGUGUAUAUUGAAGAUGAAGUUCGUCAGCAGUUCUUCCGCGACCAUCCUUUUGAAGCGUUCCGCGAGCGAAGCCUCGUCGAGGCGGAUGUCAUUGAGGGCGAGCAUCCUAUACGUGGAGCAAAAUGGACGCGGCUCAGCCAACGGGGUAGGAACCCUAAGCCUGAAGAUGUGGUCCGCUUCACCGUAAACCUCUACGAACACACCCCAGGCCUCUCCCUCUCCGACGCCUACGUCUCCGCCUGCAUGCAAUACGCCGCUCUUCGCUCCGAACAAGAAAUCGCAUCCAAAAUCGCCUUAGCAGAAGCAGAAUUCUACGGUAUCACUUUCAAACCAACCGAAAUCGAGCGUGCAUUCCAGCGCGAAGCGGAACAUAUGAAGAGUUGGGAAGUGAAGAAGUACACGGAGGCAGAGUCGAUGGAGGCGCGAAAGCGCUGGCGGAUGCAUGUGGACCGACCGACGAACGCUCUUGGUGGUGAGCCGAUGUGGACGAGGGGAGAGACGUAUACGCGAUUAUGGAAGGAGGGUGUACGACCGGAUUAUUCGCCUGCUGUGUCGGCGCCGCUAGAGGGUGAAGAAGUGCGUGUUACGGAGCACGUACGAUAGAUUGAGUACAGUACACGGUUGCAACUAGCUCAAAACUACUUCAUAAUCCAUCUCAUUUGCAUUUUCGGUAGUAUUCUCCAUCCAUUGGUCUAUUGAUAUAC